This is a messenger RNA of Anoplophora glabripennis (Asian longhorned beetle), 1384 nucleotides long. Its product is annotated as three-prime repair exonuclease 1. Gene Ontology annotation, cellular component: cytoplasm. Gene Ontology annotation, molecular function: 3'-5'-DNA exonuclease activity; nucleic acid binding. Gene Ontology annotation, biological process: DNA catabolic process. Lineage: Eukaryota; Metazoa; Arthropoda; Insecta; Coleoptera; Cerambycidae. The transcript has 3 exons. The record is from RefSeq and is a predicted model, not a curated record. The coding region runs from base 196 to 1140 and encodes 314 amino acids.
ACAGUUACAUGCUUUGUUUUGCUACAGCAAGAUAAUUUCUAUACGAGAUGAGUGAAAACUGAAAAUUGGAAAUAAAUAAUUGUGGUAAAUGGAAGUACAGAAAUUUCAAAAAUUUUCUUAGUUUAAAAAGAUUAACACAAAUCAGAUUUUGAGAUAUAAGACAAUAUUCAAGAAUGACUGCAACAAACAGAAGUUAUGAAUAGAUUGAUCCUUUAUAAUUAUAGAUUCUAUUGUCAAAUGAUACCUAAAACGAAUAAUAGGUUAAUGGAUAUAAAAACAUUUGUAUUUUUGGAUAUUGAAACAACAGGAUUACCAAGAAUGGAAAAUAAUAAGACAAAAAUUACUGAACUCUGCAUGGUAGCUGUAGAAGCAAGUCACAUACAGCUAGGUGUAUUUCCACGAGUACAAAAUAAACUAAAUGUGUGUUUUAAUCCCUGGAAAUUAAUAUCAACGGAAAGUGAGAAAAUGACAGGUCUUUCGAAUCCGAUUUUGGAACAUCAAUCUAAAUUUUCAUCUGAUACAAUAAACACUAUAAACUGCUUUUUAAACCAUAAUCAGAAACCGCUAUGUUUUGUUGCUCACAAUGGAACUUAUUUUGAUUAUCCUAUUUUACAAAGAGAAGUGGAAAAAAGCGGUAAUUCUUUAAUAGAUGAUAUAGUUUGUAUAGAUUCUUUGCAUAUGUUCCGGCAACUUCACUAUGAAGAAGAGAAUGUUGCACAGGUUGAGACGACUGCAAUGCCUAGUUGUCUUUCUUUAAGCAUAGAAACAACGGUUGAUGAGACAGAGGACGGAGGUAAUACAUUACCACAAAAAAUCCUUGAGGCCAAGAAAUUAAAUGAAACGACCCCUAAGAAACAAAUGGUAGAGACUUUUCCUUCUAUACCCAAUCCUGCUAAAAGAUUAAAACUGAUGUCUUCUAAAACAAAUACAGAUUUUAAUAUCAGCUUUAAAUUAUCUGAUAUUUAUACUAGAAUGACCAAACGAUCACCAAUCAAGGAGCAUCAGGCAGAGGGUGACGUGUUAAUGUUGAUUACAUGUGCUGCAACGCUAGGAGAAAAAUUUGUAAAUUGGGCAAAUGUUAAUGCAAAAAACUUUUGUGAUAUCCCUUCAAUGGCACCUGGAAAGAAAAUUGGAACGUAGUAUUAUUUAAAAAUCUACAAUAACGGUUGUUGAGCAAUCAAAAGUGUAGAUUCAUUUACAUGUUCCAAAUCUUGAUAAUAUUAUACUUCUAUAUAUUCUUCUAUUAUAAUGGGGAAAGAAGUUGAUACCAAAAGUAUUAAAAUUGGGGUAGAGAAAUUAUCAGUCUUUCUAUAAAGUUUAUGAUUGUUUUGCAUAUUUGAAUUUUCAUAUAAGGUCAUAAGAAAAUUUUUCCUUAAACACUUUU